AUGAAUGACAACAUUCAUCAACAGAUUCGGAUGCUCGCCUAUGCCUUGAUCACAGUUACACUGACGGUUACCGCCACUUUACUCUGUUUGCACGAAAAAGGUAUAGUGUUUUCAAUUUGUCAUUCACUGCAGCGCCAUAUUGUGUUGGGCUACCCUCUGUUUGUGUACUGUAAAGCCCACUGCCCUCUUUCUAUGUCGGUCGAUGAGUUGACAGGUUGUGUAAAAGGGGGCAUUAGGACCCCGCAGACAACUAGAGUGGGCGGAGGAGGAGAAGGCAGACAGAGGCGAAGUUGUCCCCAUAGGACUGAUCAGAGGUCAGUUCUAAAUGUUCCCUUUGAAACUAACGGUCGCAAAGAGGCUUCUAGACACUGA
Molecule: messenger RNA, 372 nt
Organism: Xyrichtys novacula (pearly razorfish)
Lineage: Eukaryota; Metazoa; Chordata; Actinopteri; Labriformes; Labridae
Source: the annotation of a GenBank genome assembly